CUCCCCUUUCUGAAAACAUCAAAUAGUAGAAGUCUGUGGGUAUUACAAACAAAACCUAAAAGUGCUUCUGGAAAUGGCCUCUUCUUUUCCAAUGGCACUAUGUGCCUUGGCAAUAUGUUUGUUAGCUACACAUGUAGCAGCUGAUUACAAGCCUUACAUGUCCCCACCGCCACCAUCACCUUACUAUUAUAAGUCACCGCCACCGCCGUCGCCCCCACCUCCACCUCCUCCUUACUACUACAAAUCACCACCUCCUCCAUCUCCAUCACCACCACCUCCAUACUACUACAAAUCCCCUCCUCCCCCUUCACCAUCUCCUCCACCUCCGUACUAUUAUAAGUCUCCUCCACCUCCGUCUCCCUCGCCGCCACCUCCUUAUUACUAUAAGUCACCACCUCCUCCAUCUCCCUCACCACCACCUCCAUACUACUACAAAUCCCCUCCUCCCCCUUCACCGUCUCCUCCACCUCCGUACUAUUAUAAGUCUCCUCCACCUCCGUCUCCCUCGCCGCCACCUCCUUAUUACUAUAAGUCACCACCUCCUCCAUACUAAACAAGUCACUACAAGUGAUCAACUCAUGUCAUAGGUUAAUGGAAAAUGUAAUUGCUAUAAGAAGGAAAAUGAUACUAUGUUGGGGUUCAAUGAGCUUAGCCAUGACAUGCUUCUGGAGAAUAAAGUGGGCUCAAACAAUCCAUAUGCUUCAAAUUUUGCUUUUAUGAAAAUUUCAUGUUGCAAUCAUGUAUUUAGAUACACUUUAUGUGUUUUCUUAUAUGUUCAAUCAAUGUAUGUCUAGCUGUUGAUACAUUUGAGAUAAUAAAAACCAACUUUAUGCAUAAAGAAGUAAAACCACAUACUUUCGUUA
This is a messenger RNA of Camellia sinensis, 863 nucleotides long. The record is from RefSeq and is a predicted model, not a curated record. Lineage: Eukaryota; Viridiplantae; Streptophyta; Magnoliopsida; Ericales; Theaceae.